UGUGUGUGUGUUGAAUGAUGAUGUUGUGUUUGUGUAAGGCUUGCAAGGGCUUGUGGAAAUCUCUUCCUUGUCUUUCCUCUACUCUGCAAUUCUUGCGCUCACUCCCUCCCUUCGCUUCUCCGUUUCUGUCUCAGUGUUUGGCACUUAGGGGUCAAUGGAGGUCCUUUAUGACUGAGAACUUUGGACAAGGAGAAGAUUUCAUAUCCUGAGGCACACUGUCAGAGUUGUAUCCAUCUCCUCUAUCAAAACUCUACGAUGGAGAGUGUUGGGGAGGCCCUGCAGAAACUAAAGGAGGUCUAUGAGCAAGAGGUAGAAGAAUGGCAGGAAAAAAUGCUGGGAAUGACCAAUCAGAAGACCACUGAUGCGAAACGAAUUGAGGAGCUCUUCGGUAGGAACCAGCAGCUUCGAGACCAGCAGCGCUCUUUGACUGAAAAUAUCAAACAACUUGAGAAUAGGUUGCGGGCAGGGCUAUGUGACCGCUGUACUGUGACACAGGAUGUGGCCAACAGGAGGCAGCAGGAAUAUGAGACAUCUCAGCUCCAGAGCCUCCAGCACAUCUCAACCCUAGUGAGGGAGAUAGCCACACUCAGGAGGGACAACAAGAGACUGCUCGAGGAGGUCAAGAACCUGCGUACAGCUCUGAGGAAUCAGAAUGGGCGCUCGGCUGAGACAGCAUCUCCAGAAGUGAAGAAGUCACCAACACCAAGCUCUCCACUGUCUCUGAUGCUAGGUGCUGGCCAGAAGUCUACCACUUCACCAACAGGGGGCACCGUCCAAAAGAGUGAGGCAGGACAUGGUGGCCUCUCCAUGACUGAGGACAGCAAGCCUGCGGAUGGAAUGAGCCAGCCACAGAGUUUUGAGCUGAUUCGGUACAACAGCCCUCCUCUCUCCCAGCCGUCACCUCUCACCGCGGCCUGGAGGACAGUGCAGAGUAUCGGCCGGGAACCCCCAGCUCCACAGAGAAGAGCCAGAAGCACGGAUGCAUCAGAAAGUGUGUACCCACCCUCAAUGCUCUUGCUGAAGAACAACCCUUUCAACUCCACAUCCACCACACCAGCGGAAAAGUGGGGAUCCUCAAAGGUCCACACCCCGAUCCCCUUCCGACCACAACCCAUCAAAUCCCACAAGUUCCCCGACCCCUGGCACCUGACGGACAACCCCGACUGGGUGACCAUGUCCGUCAUGGCUGAGGGAGGAACGGUGAUCCACCACAACCCCAAAAUGCUGCAGCUGCCGGGCAUGAUCCACAGCACGGUCCACCAAACCGCCCAGGAGAGGGUCCUCAGCGCACAGAGAUUCUGGGCUAACCUCAAGCCUGCCACGAAAGGCAACGGAGACGCCCCAAGGAGCCUGUCAGAAGGCGACGAGGGUGUCAAAAAUGUGGAAGAGACAGCUGGGUCCAGGCCAGCCUCAGCGUCCGAGACCAGCCAGAGCGGGAAGACUGCCGAUGCAGCUGGUGCGGCAGGUGCGGCGGGUGAGCCAGGUGAGGGUGUGGCGGAUGGUGUGCCAGAGGACAGCGUGGACAACGACACCCCUUUAGACCUGUCAGAGUCUGGCUGUGCCAAAACCGUCAAGGGUCCAUGGGGGGCUCCGGUCAAGGCCACUCCUCCCUCUGCAGACUCCUCCCGCCCCUCGUCUUCUUCAUCAUCAUCAUCCUCAUCACCGCCUACACCGUCGUCAUCCUCGGUGGCGUCACCUGGCUCUCGGAGUGAGCAGACACUGGGAGAGUUUAAUUUGCAGGAUGCUACUGAUGACGAUGUCUUGGCCGCAGAGAAUAGCAAGACAGAUGAAAUUGUGGACCUUUGUAUGAGAACAGAGAAAUCAAAAGUGUCUGCACUCACACUGUCUCUUCAGCCAGUGGUGGUCUUGGAGAACAUGAAAAGAAGGCUCUGCGGACAGAAUCCCAGUGACGGCUGGCAGAUAAGGCAGGAGCCGGAGAAAGACGAGUAUGAAGAUGAGGCAGAGAAGGAGGAACAAAGAAACCAGAGGAAACGACUGAGACGGGAGAGAGAGUCUUUGCAGCCCACUGGUGUUAUGGAGAAGCGGGCAAGGAUGGGAGGGCGGCCUAAGGAGAAAAGACCAGAGGAGCAGGGAUGACCACGCACUACCAGCAGCAGUGACUGAAUGAGGACAGAAGCACUUGCUAGGCUACCAUUACAACUUUGAGCAAAACUUGUCAGAUUUUCAACAAGUCGAAAAACCACAAUAGUGAAUGGUCAGCUUAAAUAUUGUUUUUUAUCUUGUUGUGAUAGUCAUUCCAGAUAAAUGGAACAACCGAUCUUCUUAAAUAUGUUAUGUUUUGGCAGUUUAACUUCAAUUGCAGCCACCAAAAGCCGUGGUAGUUAGAAAUUGAGGGUGACAGAAUAAGAAAAGCUUAAACCAAUUAUACUUGGUAGAGAGAUAAUGUACUGUAUGACAUUAUUUUGGGUGGGGAUUGCCCACAAUUAUAAUUGUAAAUGCUUCCAUUUUGUUAUUACUUGGUGUAGACAUGUGGAACGAUGCCUCACCUCAAGUAAGUUUGUCUCUAUAUCAGAACACUCAAAAUAUACCAUGUUAUUGAAUAGAUAUUGUGUCAUUUGACUCCCCACCAAAUGCAAAGAGUGUAUAACCUUUUUAGGAUAUUUGUGAGUUUUGUUGUUGUUGUUGUUGUUGAUUUUGUUUUUUUUUUUUUACCAUUCUUUAAUGUAUACAUUUCUGUUACGGCCCAUGAUAAGCUCUGAACAUGGAUUAAAAGACCACAGAGACGGAGUACAAAAAGAGGGGUAGUUUAUUUGGUAACCCUCGCAAAAAUGGUCAAGAUCGGCCAAAAGGCCCAAAAACAGUGAUUCCUCACAGGGCGCAAUAUUGAAAAGCAGACGAAAGCGAGAUGGCACUGGCCACGAGCCGGAGUCACAAUCCUCAUCUGCUAGGUUGGUUAGAGAGAGGGAGAAACAAGCAGCAGGUGGGCUUAAGUAGGCUGCGCCAGGUGCACCUGAUUAAGUAGCUAACCUGUGGGCACAUGGAAAAAGGUGAAAACACAAGGCAUACCUGCACCAGCAGGGGGAGCUAAAAUUAAAUCAGAAAUGGAUCAGGUUUACAAAUUAUAAGGGUUCGUACAAGUUUUUCAUUUCGCAAUUUAGAUAACCUGAGGGUUUUGAACCCAUGGGAAUUAUUCUGACUGCAUGGUU
Messenger RNA from Sardina pilchardus (European sardine), 3167 nucleotides. It is a transcript of the gene rbbp8nl, whose product is annotated as retinoblastoma binding protein 8-like. The record is from RefSeq and is a predicted model, not a curated record. Gene Ontology annotation, biological process: DNA double-strand break processing involved in repair via single-strand annealing. NCBI's taxonomy places the organism in Eukaryota, Metazoa, Chordata, Actinopteri, Clupeiformes, Clupeidae. Gene Ontology annotation, molecular function: damaged DNA binding. Bases 256 to 2097 code for a protein of 613 amino acids. The transcript has 13 exons.